Molecule: messenger RNA, 1353 nt
Organism: Rana temporaria (common frog)
Lineage: Eukaryota; Metazoa; Chordata; Amphibia; Anura; Ranidae
Gene: ANXA4
Product: annexin A4
Exons: 14
Coding region: 264-1262 (332 amino acids)
Cellular component (GO): cytoplasm
Molecular function (GO): calcium-dependent phospholipid binding; calcium ion binding
Source: RefSeq, a predicted model, not a curated record
GUGACUGUGUUUCUGGCAGUGUCAGUACAUGGACCGCCUAUGGGGCUGGAAAGUAUGAGGAGCUGUGUUUAUUCCCCUCAAACUUCUCAUUAAUCUGCUGGGUGUGGACCGAACAAGAGCGAGCUGCUGUCCUGCCACAGAGAAAACACUACUACCAUCUGUCUGAUAAUCCGCAAAGUGCCAUUAAGAAGAUAUCAUGGCAGCAACACCACAAUGCUGGAGGGAUCUUACAGCCGAGUACAUAUGGGAUUUCAUGUAGACCCAUGCAAAUUUUAGCUGUCAGUCUCAGAGGAAAACUGCUGAAGAUUGGAACCAAAGGAACCAUCAAACCUUUCUCAAACUUCAAUGCAGCAGAAGAUGUGGAGAAGUUGCGGAAAGCCAUGAAAGGGAUAGGUACUAAUGAAGAUAACGUCAUUGAUGUGAUUGCAAACAGAACCCUUGCACAGCGUCAGGAAAUUAAAACUGCUUACAAGGCCUCUGUAGGAAAGGAUUUGGAAGAUGACCUGAAAUCUGAGCUGACAGGACAUUUUGAAACGGUCAUCAUUGGUCUACUUACCUCAUCAAUUCUCUAUGAUGUUCAGGAACUGAAGAAAGCCAUGAAGGGUGCAGGAACUGAUGAAGGAUGUCUGAUUGAAAUCUUGGCUUCUCGUUCAACAAAGGACAUUCAUGACAUCAAUACAAAUUAUAUAUUGAAAUAUGGCAAGUCUCUAGAGGACGAUAUUUGCUCAGACACCUCUUUCAUGUUCCAGAGGGUGCUGGUAUCUAUGGCUGCCGGGGGAAGAGACCAAAGUGACAAUGUGAAUGAUGACCUUGCCAAACAGGAUGCAAAGGACCUAUAUGAAGCUGGUGAGAAAAAAGUGGGGACAGAUGAAGUGAAAUUUCUGACCGUUCUUUGCACUAGAAACAGAAAGCAUUUACUGAAAGUUUUCGAUGAAUAUAAAAAGAUUUCAAAAAAAGAUAUUGAGGCCAGUAUAAAAUCUGAGAUGUCUGGAAACUUUGAAGAUGCUCUCCUGGCCAUUGUGAAAUGUACAAGGAGCAAGCCUGGUUACUUUGCCGAAAGAUUGUAUAAAUCCAUGAAGGGCCUGGGCACAGACGACAGCACACUUAUCAGAGUGAUGGUUUCUCGCUGUGAAGUUGACAUGUUGGAAAUCCGUUCAGAGUUCAAGAAGAUGUAUGGCAAGUCUCUCUAUUCCUUCAUCAAGGGAGACACUUCUGGAGACUACAGGAAGGUGCUUCUGAAACUCUGCGGAGGAGAAGAUUGAGUCUAUUACCCGCACAUGUGUCCAGGAAAAUUCUUUAUAUACGUACAAGUCCUACUAGCAGUAAAAUAAAUAAAUCUCUUUUUAUGAUGAC